AUGGAGAAGUUGUAUUAUUUUCUGCCAUCAGUGCUUAAAAACUGGCUAACAACGCCAGACAGUGAUGAAGAGGAAGAAGUUGCAGCCGGAGCAACAGAAGAGGAAGAAGUUGCGGAGCAGGAUGAAGUUGCGUCUGCAGCAACCGAGCAGGAAGAUGCUGCGCCUGCAGCAACCGAGCAGGAAGAUGCUGCGCCUGGAGCAACGGAGCAGGAAGAUGCUGCGCCUGGAGCAACGGAGCAGGAAGAUGCUGCGCCUGGAGCAACGGAGCAGGAAGAUGCUGUGUCUGGAGCAGCGGAGCAGGAAGAAGUUGCGCCUGGAGCAAUGGAGCAGGAAGAAGUUGGAUCUGGAACAACGGAGCAGGGAGAUGCUGCGACCGAAUUACCAAAACAGGAAGAAGUUGAGAGAGACUUCCAUGAGAACAUCUGUGGUAAAAUGCAGCAAGUGAAACUCUGCGUUUUGACGAACAAAGAAACCCGUUUGAAAGGGCAGACCCUUGCCAGGCAGCUCUACCACCAGGAGGAGUUCAGAUGUCCGAAGACUAUCCGGGAGCUGAGUGAGGAUCUGGAAUUAGCCGAGGUAACAGUGAAAGCGUACGUGACGUACUUUAAGUUUGGGUCGAUGUCUCUGAACGAGGCUCUCCGAACAUUCCUCAAAGUGCUUUGGCCAGAGGAUGAACUCGAGAUUCAGCAUCUCCUUAUAACACACUUCUCUCAUUGGUACCUUAUGUGUACUGGACAACCGCUCGGCUUACAGACUGCAGUGUACAACCUGAGUUGGGCCAUGAUCAUACUGAAUGCUGAUCUUAAUGGCAGUCACAAAGGGAGGAAAAUGACUUGUGAAGAAUUUCUAGCAAACCUCAGUAGUGCGAGUUGCGACUUUCAGUAUCCUCUGAAACAUUUGAAGAACAUCUAUAAAUCGAUCAAAACGAAGCCGCUUAAAGCGUUCAGAGUUAAAACUAGAUGUCGGUCUGUGGGCAGAAAGGAAACAUCGAUACCAGAGGAUUCUGGCUGUAAGUCAUCAUUUGGGACUGACAACAACCCUACCACUACUGUCCACAAAACAGGAAAUCUCAUCUGCAAAAGAGUUACAGAUGAGAACGGGAGAAAAACCAAAAAGUGCCAGAGAGCAUGGAAGCCGUUUACUGCAGUUCUAAAAGGCAUGGUUCUGCAUUUACAAAAAGACACAUCUGACUUGUGCGAGGCAGACAACAAGAAUGCCAUUAGACUGCAUCAUGCCAUGGCAUACCCUGUAGAUUACAAAAAGAGGCCCCAUGUGCUGUGCCUCAAGACCGCACACUCCAGAUUCUUCUACUUCCAGGCCGAGAGUGAAGUAGAGCAGACAUCAUGGGUUGCGAUCAUUAACCGCAUCGCCGCCCGUUACUCUGCUCCUCCACUCACUUCUGCUUCACACAGCAUCAAGACACAUCACCCUCAGGUCCUACCUUCAUUCCCCACCACUCUGUCUCUAGAGCAGCAGCUCGAGUACCACAAGGACCAGUUACAGAGGGUUUCAGAACAUAUAGAUUACUAUCUGACAUUGCCUCUUUGGGAUGGUACUUUAUCUUUAGCUUAUAUGGAGCAGGAGGUGAAGCGCUACACAACGUAUGUGAGAGCGUUACAGGAGCUUGCUGCAGAAGAAGAUGCGGGAGAAGGAAAACUCAGUGGAACUCGCAAGAAGAGGAAGACUCCUCAGGUCCCUUUACUGACGGCCUGGGAUGAUGCCUACAACAACCCUCUGAGUCAUUUACAGACCGCCAAGUUGGGAGCCAUUGAGCAACGGUGGGCUUCACAGCUGGCCUUGUUCAAUUUUACCAUCAAGUAUCACCCAGGGAAGAACAAUCAAAAUGCUGAUGAUUUAUCCCGGCAGUACCUGGAGCAUUUUGCCUUUGGGACAGAGGUUCCGCCAUUGGGGAUAUUGGCUACUGGCCAUGAUCAGCUGGCUGCCACAGUGUGGAGAGGUCGUGGCAUUUCCAUCAAGCUCACCUCAGGAUCUGAGCCUUCUACAGGAUGCUGA
This is a messenger RNA of Pangasianodon hypophthalmus (striped catfish), 2013 nucleotides long. Its product is annotated as PH and SEC7 domain-containing protein 1-like. Gene Ontology annotation, molecular function: guanyl-nucleotide exchange factor activity. NCBI's taxonomy places the organism in Eukaryota, Metazoa, Chordata, Actinopteri, Siluriformes, Pangasiidae. Gene Ontology annotation, biological process: regulation of ARF protein signal transduction. The transcript has 3 exons. Bases 1 to 2013 code for a protein of 670 amino acids. The record is from RefSeq and is a predicted model, not a curated record.